AUGGAGGACGAUGUGUCGUCUUGCUUGAAUCAAUUUUUAUUGUCGAGUUCCGAUUUGGAACAGUUGUCGUUUUCUUGGCUUCUUCAGCUUCUUCAGGCUCUGCCGAUCCUCCAUCAGGCGUUUGCGAAAUUGGUUUUUAAUUUGGAGCACCCCGUCGGAAAAUGGGGCGCCCAUUUGGUUGAUGGGUAUUUGAAUUAUAGUCUCAAUUUGCUUGAUCUUCUAAAUUCCAUCAGUUUUUCUUUAUCCCAAUUGGGGGAGUCUCGGGUUUCUGUUUCUUUUGCGUUGAGCUUAAUUCAGAGCUCCCCUUCAAUGGCGGUUUCUCGUCUGGAACAGAUUGUUCCGAUGAGGGGUUUUGAAAGAUUGGUGAUCGGAGGAACUGUGGGAGAUCAGAAGAAGGGUGGCUCCAGGAAGGAGCGGGCGGUCGAGAAAGCUUUGGCGACAAUGGAGGGAAUCGGGUAUUGGAUUUGUGGGGUUAUGCUUUCUGGUUGUGAGGGAGAUUCGACGGCGUAUUUGGAGAUGAGAAAACUAGCUGCUGAUGUGGCGAUUCCGGCGUUUAAGGCAUUGGAUUCCGUGAUCUUGGCGGUGGUUUCAGGGAAGGGGAGUGUGCCGGAGGAGGUCCGCGAGGUGAACAGUGCGGCGGCAGAAGAGAUGAGGAGGAGAUUGGGGAGGUUGGAGAAGGCGGUGGAGAGAUUGGGGAAUGAGGUGGAUGAGAGAUUCUCGGAGGUUCUCGACGGAAGAAGCCGAUUGCUUGAUGUUUUCAGACAUUCCUAA
This is a messenger RNA of Cucurbita maxima (winter squash), 771 nucleotides long. Its product is annotated as UPF0496 protein 4-like. The coding region runs from base 1 to 771 and encodes 256 amino acids. The transcript has a single exon. The record is from RefSeq and is a predicted model, not a curated record. Lineage: Eukaryota; Viridiplantae; Streptophyta; Magnoliopsida; Cucurbitales; Cucurbitaceae.